AUGGACCUCAUUCAUCAAGUGCCGGUGUAUGCUCAAUUUCUCAAGAGCUUGUGCAUGAAUAAAAAGAAAUUUAAAGCUGAUGAGACAUUUGAGUUGAAGAAGGAAGUAAGUGCAAUAAUCCAAAGAAGGCUACCACCAAAGAUGCAAGAUUCGGGGAGCUUUACAAUAGGGUGUACUACAGGAGAGAAAGUGUUUGAAGGAGCUCUCAUAGACUUAGGGGCGAGUGUCAAUUUGAUGCUCUUAGCUAUAUACCGGAAGCUACAAAUUGGUGAGUUGAAGCCCACAUCAAUUAGAUUGCAACUAGCGGAUCGUAGCACAAUACAUCUGGUGGGAGUUGUAGAGGAUGUGUUAGUGAGAAUAAAUAAAUUUAUUCUACCUGCCGACUUUGUAGUGUUGGAUAUGGGUGAAGACCCCUACCUUGAUAAUGAGUUACCUAUCAUUCUAGGCUGA
This is a messenger RNA of Rosa rugosa (rugosa rose), 450 nucleotides long. RefSeq lists its product as uncharacterized. Bases 1 to 450 code for a protein of 149 amino acids. The transcript has a single exon. The record is from RefSeq and is a predicted model, not a curated record. NCBI's taxonomy places the organism in Eukaryota, Viridiplantae, Streptophyta, Magnoliopsida, Rosales, Rosaceae.